This is a messenger RNA of Haliotis rufescens (red abalone), 2677 nucleotides long. RefSeq lists its product as uncharacterized. The record is from RefSeq and is a predicted model, not a curated record. NCBI's taxonomy places the organism in Eukaryota, Metazoa, Mollusca, Gastropoda, Lepetellida, Haliotidae. The transcript is spliced from 10 exons. Bases 73 to 2154 code for a protein of 693 amino acids.
AGUAAAUUAUACUUCCUUGUAGGCGACAGACAACUGUAUGCAGUUGCUCCAUGUACGCAGUGGGUGUCGGAUAUGUUGUUGACAUGGCUGUUCGUCUGUUGGGGAGCUGUCAUAUGCCGGGGAAUACAAACGGAUCAGAUAAGUGUCGGCGAUGCAACAAGCAACUGGUGGGAUGCUCACAGCCGUUGCAGUCACAAAGAAGGCAGCAUGUACACGCCUGGGUCAGAUGACAUUCAAACAGACAUUCUGGGGCAUCUACAGCCUGACACAUAUUACUGGAUAGGCGCCAUGACCUACUUAGCCUGGAUAUGGACAGUAGACGGCAGUCCACUGUACAGGUAUGCUGGCUUCCUUCCACUGGGCGAUGUGACAUAUACAUGGACAGUGGACUAUCUUGAUAACUCGGUAUGGAAAUGCCAUCUUUACUGCAGCUCAUACUCUUCAAUGGGCAUGCAGGGAAACACGUGUUACUGUCUAAAUGAAGGGUAUGGAACUGUAGGUUCAAGCACAACUGAAAACAGGUGUCGAGGAAACAUUGACGAACUGUGUGGCAACGUAGAUGGAAUGUCCGUCUAUAAACUAGAAAACAUUAGAUUUACACAACAACAAAGUGGAAAAUGUGCGUACGUGGUGAGAAAUUAUGCGGACCUGACUACCUACUCCAGCAGUUAUGGAGAUUGCGACAGUAAAACUAGAAGAUAUGCCUGCUAUGUAGAUGACUUGGGUCAUGAUGAAUGUGGUGGUUCUGGUUGCGUUUCACUGAGAUUAAGACACAAGAAAAAAUGGUAUGGCGCCAGCACUGACUGCUCCUUGGUUAAACUUAAUGCUCCUGUUCAGAAUAAUCUUCUGACGAUCAUGCCGAUUAACAAGAAAUACUGGAUCGGUUUGUAUAAACUUGUACACAGGAAAUGGUUACAUGGACAAAGGGCUCUGAUAUACGAUGGCUACAUGCACUUUCCUGAUACAGACACAGACACUCUGUGUCUUACUAUAUACAGACUGAACAACGGAAGCACACGCUUAUACUGGAUAGCAUGCGACUUAGACCAAAGAUGGAUAUGCGAAAAUGUUAAAGAAAGUAUAACUUCCACAAAAAUGACGCCAACGUCAUCAUCAAGUCACCCUUCAUCAGCAUCCACUCUGUCCGAAGAUGUUUCGACUGUGCCGGGUAACCACUCUAGUAACAGGUCAUCGCCAGCAGAUGCAGGUGGUUACAUAGGACUUGGUGUUGGGAGCGUGGUCCUUGUUGUUCUGGCAGUCCUUAUUGUCGUCUUCCUGCUGAGAAGGCAAGAGAAGCUCUGUUUUGAGAGAAGAGAUGGGAAUCAACCAAUUCACUUUACUUCUGGCGCAGAAAACACCACCUAUGGAUUAGCCGUUCAGGCAGGAAAUGAAGCAUAUUCAGUCAUAACACCUCCUGACAUAGAUAGAACAUCCACGUCAUCCACGGUUCCAACGGCGAUAGUCCGACCCAAUGCUCACAAUGACAACAUCUACAUCAACACCUCUCAGAUUAAUGAUGAAGAUGAGUACAGUGUGUUGUCAGAAUCCGACAACUCCAAGAAGGUUAUGCCACACGGGAAUCCCUACAAUCACCUCUCGGGACCUGACAGAGGUAACAAGUCCAAAGGAGACUACGACACUGCAAACUGUGUUCCACAGGCAGGAGAGGCGACCACUGGGAUGAAACACAUGGCCGCAGAUACACGACUCUCUGAUGCAGCGAGUGGUCAGAACUUAGAGGAGGGUCAGUACAAUGUGCUCGGUCAGCACGACUCUCCCAGAACAGCUGAUGCCGAUGCGGGGGUGUAUGACCACGUGGCAGCGGACGAGGGGGAUUAUGACACUGCACUGCAGGGUAAGAAUCCCAGCAAAGUGGAUGAUACUUACAGUCACAUUCAGAGGACAAACACAGAAUGUGAAGAGGAUGCUUAUGAUGUUGCAAGUAAACGGCAACCAGAAGGAUGUUCUGAUGACACUUACGACCACGCCACUAAGAUCGAUGAGGAAGACAGAGACACGGCCGACUACUACAACACAAAGUGUCUUCUUCAAGACGAUGGGAAUCUUGAUGGCCAUCCCGGAGGUGAUGAUCGGUCUGAUGAAAAUGAUCAAGAAAACGUUUACAGUCUUGCCAAGGACAUUUCUUAUGCCUAAGUAUUGACAAAAUAUAGAAAUGUAAUUAUGUAGCACUUGUACACAAUUUAUACUCUUUACUAAACACCAGUUAGCUCUUAUUGAUUGGUGUAAUGGCUCCGUUUUGACAACCUAUUAUGUGCACAUAUGAAUCUGAUUCUUUAAGAUUUAUUUGUUCCUGGUGUGUUAUGAUAUUUGAUGGCAGCUUAUGUCUUGAUAACUGAGAAUAAUGCAUGAUUUGUAAUAUGAUUGGACAUCGAUAAGUGUUAUAUGAUUUUCCUCCUUGCAGGAAUAGUUCCUUUUCAAUUUCAUGAUAUACAAUAUACAGUAAACUACGAUUAUAACGAACUCAAAGGGACCACUAAUUUUAGUUCGUAAUAAUCGUAGUUCGUUAUAAGCGUAUAUACAGCAUAUGUACAACAACCGGCUGAGACUAAACAAUAAGUUCGCUAUAUCGGCCAGUUCGUUAUAAGCGUGUUCGUUACAAACGUAGUUUACUCUAUUUCAUUUUUUGAAUGCACAAAUAAACGUUUUUAAAUUGAAA